AUGGAGUUUGCUAUCAACCCGUACUCGCCAAGCCUGUUCUCGCGGUUCCCCACCAGCUUGGAAGUGCUUCAAGCUGCGGCGGUAGCGCGACCAGCUGCACCACUGCUGAGAGCCAUCGACUCCUCCAGCUCUCUAGCUCUCUCGCUGCUGGCCCGCGUCGUCUGCGACGGCGGGGAGAAGCUGAUGGAGGUGCAUCAACGACCUCCAUUCUCCUACAUCACGCUCAUCUCCAUGGCCAUCAAGAGCUCGCCGAAGAAGAAGCUGACACUGAACGAGAUCUACAACUAUAUCAUGGACAACUUUCCCUUCUACCGCGACAACAGACGCGGCUGGCAGAACUCGAUUCGUCACAACCUCUCGCUCAACGAGUGUUUCAUGAAGGUCCCGCGCGACAAGGCAGACCCUCCCGGCAAGGGAAACUACUGGACGCUGGCUCCCGCGUUCAUGGAUGCAAGCCCCGAGGCUUGCUCCAAGCUCAACACGCGCAGGAGGAAGCGAAAGAGCGGCCAGAACAAGAAGUCGGAGGUGUGUGGAGAAUCGCAAGAGCGCCUUUCUCCAUCCUCCCCGCAGCAGUUCACGUCGCUGGACGCCGCGCAGCAACUGCGAACGUCGGAAAAGUCGUCGCCUCGAAGCAGCCCAGAGUCGCUAAUCCGAGCCGCGCUGCUAACGCCUCCGUCCAGCCCGAACGACGCAGUGUAUGACGAUUCCCUGCUCCUGCAGCAUCAGCAUCAGCAGCUACUACUACUGCAGACUCACGCUCUUGCUUCAUCCCUGCACACACCGGCAGGCUCACCUCACUCCCCCACCACCGCCGCCAGCCUCAGCGAGAACUGCAAGAGAUUCUCGAUAGCUAACCUCCUCUCUUAG
Geodia barretti is the source of this 867-nucleotide messenger RNA. NCBI's taxonomy places the organism in Eukaryota, Metazoa, Porifera, Demospongiae, Tetractinellida, Geodiidae. The record is from the annotation of a GenBank genome assembly.